This is a messenger RNA of Dryobates pubescens (Downy woodpecker), 4020 nucleotides long. It is a transcript of the gene EAF1, whose product is annotated as ELL associated factor 1. The record is from RefSeq and is a predicted model, not a curated record. Gene Ontology annotation, biological process: regulation of transcription elongation by RNA polymerase II; positive regulation of DNA-templated transcription. Gene Ontology annotation, cellular component: super elongation complex. NCBI's taxonomy places the organism in Eukaryota, Metazoa, Chordata, Aves, Piciformes, Picidae. Gene Ontology annotation, molecular function: transcription elongation factor activity. The coding region runs from base 341 to 1120 and encodes 259 amino acids. The transcript is spliced from 6 exons.
CCCCCUAGCUCUGCGCCCCGACAGAGGCCGGGCCCCUGCCAUACCGAGGUCCCCGGCAGGCAAGGCCCCUCCUGCCCGGCCCAGCCCUGCCCAGGGCGGGCAGCGCCGGGCUCCCCCCUCGGCUGAGGGACGCCCCCCGGGGACCCGCGCCCCUUCUGCGGGGCCAGCGGCCGCCGCUCAGCCCAGCGUCCCCGCCUCGCCCCGCCGUACCCAGCGCCGCCGGCCCCGGAGCACUUUCCCGGCUGCACUCGGCCCCCGGAAGGGCGCCGGGCGGCAGCGCACGGAGGAGAGGAAGGGACCAGCCGGGCCGUGCGGGGAAGGGACGGUACGGAGCGGGGACAUGAACGGCUCGGCGAACUCGCUGCUGGACAAGGAGGAGCACCCGCUGCAGCUGGGCGAGAGCUUCGAGCGGCGGCCCAAGGCCUCCUUCCAUACCAUCCGCUAUGAUUUUAAGCCGGCAUCGAUUGAUACCUCUUGUGAGGGGGACCUCCAGGUCGGUAAAGGAGACGACGUAACCAUCACCCUGCCCCAUAUCCCAGGCUCCACUCCACCCAUGACUGUGUUCAAAGGAAACAAAAGGCCAUAUCAGAAGGACUGUGUGCUCAUUAUCAAUCAUGACACUGGGGAGUACGUGCUGGAAAAGCUUAGUAGCAGCAUCCAAGUCAAGAAAACAAGAGCAGAGGGUAGCAGUAAGAUUCAGGCCCGGAUAGAGCAGCAGUCUGCCCGAGCAUCUCAGCCUCCUUCACAGUUCAGAGCCCCAACCAAGCCAGCAGCUGGGCCCAAAACGUCUCCUUUGAAGGAUAACCCCUCACCUGAGCCUCAGCUGGAUGACAUUAAGAGAGAACUGAGAGCAGAGGUUGAGAUUAUUGAGCAGAUGAGCAGCAGCAGCGGAAGCAGCUCCUCGGCUUCAGAAAGCUCAUCUGGGAGUGAAGAUGAAAGCUCCAGCAGCGAGGGGGAAGAGCCAGCACACGUGUCCCCUUCCCAGCCUCCACACCAGCAGUACAACAACAGGAAUGCUGUGGCCAACGGCACCAGCAGGCCACAGGGGAGCAACCACCUCAUGAACACACUCCGAAAUGACUUGCAGCUGAGUGAGUCUGGGAGCGACAGCGAUGACUAAAGGCUGGGCUUUUGCUCCUUCUGUUACAUAUCCCUGAAGAACUCAUGUACCUGGAAGUGAUCCUAUGGCUUAAGAAGAGGAGUUGGCACAGGGACAGAGCUCCACAUGUGGAAUUUUAAUAGGAAAAAGGCACAGCCCUACAAAACAGCAGCUGUGGAGGGCUGCUUGACUUUGUGAAUGAAGUGUACAUUUUGUGUAUAUUCUUAUCCUUCUAAAGCUUUAAGUAGAUCAUGUACAGUGGGGAAGCCAAGGUAUGUUCCUAUCCAUCACCUCUAAGUUCAGUGUGUAACUAUGUGAUGUCAUCUAAGAGUUUCUUGUUUGUAGAAGACAUUCAGCCCAUCAUGGCUUUGAGGACUUUUGUAUAUAGGGUGAGCAUGAGCCAACAACUGAGUUCCAAACCCAUGCAGGAGCUGGUGUGUGCACUGAAGUGGGUCAGUCAGCAACUGAGUUUGAUGAUGAAGUUGAUUUCUUUGAUUUGGGACUUUUCUAAUGCCUUUUUAUUGCUAUUUAUGAUUGAUUUAAUGAACUUAACUUUUAAAGAGUUGGAAACCAGAAAUGAUAAACCCAUGUUCAUCACAAAGCUUGCUGCACCAGUGCCUUAUAAGCAGUUUAUUUAAAGAGGGCUUCAAUUCCUGCCAUCAUUCCUGGAGGAAGCAAUGCUGACACUUCCUCAGAUUGCUUCUGCAAAUGGGGGCUGCAUUUCACAUACAGCAGCUGGGAGUGGGAUAAAGGACGGACAUCAGUCACCUGAACACAGACAGACAGGAAUGAGAUCAGCAUCUUCUUUUGCAGUGGAAGAAUCUUGUUUCACACACUCAAUCCUAGCCUUCAGAAAUAUUUAGGAUCCCAGUUACCACUCAGAUACAAGACAUUGGACUUAGGGAAAUUGGCCUCUUCUUUGCAGUUUCCGGGAGAAUGCAGAGAGCAGAGACAACUAAACAAUUGGUAGUGAGACAGCAGAAGUCUCUCUCCCACCCCAGUUGUCCAGGCAGACUUUGAUCCAGGUUGUUUGCUGGACAGGAUCUCUGUGCUUGGCAGGAGUGCACAGAAUGUGCAGUGUUUGCCUAGGGUGAAAUUCACCCCUGUUCCAGGGGGUUUGAAAGGGGCUUGGCUGGGUUAUCAGUAACUUCUUUUGCUCGCAUGAAGAAUGAGUGGCAGUGGAAGAGGAGCUCGAGCACCAGGCUGGCUUUUUUAAUCCAGGCUUCACUGGCGUAGGAAAAGUGGUGCCACAGCUGUGGUGCCAUCCUGAGGAACAGGAAGCUGAAGUGGUGGCCUCUCCAGUCUGCAGGGUCUGCUUUUGUCUGCCUCUUAGUUUCUGGUUUCACUGCUGCUUGUUUACUGAGCUCCUUCCUGUUUUUCAUAAGGUGUUGAAGAGCAAGGGGACAUUUGAAGGGAGCUUUUCUGGCCUGGUUUAUUUUCUUGUUGCAUCAGAUACAUAUCUAGGCAUAUUUUUGCAUUCUUGUACAUACAUUUCAAAAGAUUUGGGUUUUUUAAAGUGAUUUGUGAUGUGGGUCCAUGUUUGAACAGACAGCUAUCGAAUACACUUGAUGCAAAGCCACAGCUGCUGGGUUUUUUCUUUCUGAUUUCCUCCCCCCCUGUUCCUCCUCUGACAGCAGCACUGCUCUGAUUUAACAAGCUGGUAUCAACAGUGGUGGGGUGUGCAGGGCGGGGUUACACUUGGGUGCAGGAGAGCUGCAUGGUGGCUGAUGGUCUAAUUAAUGCUAACGCUGCUUCUGACUUCUCCCCAGCUGAAGAUGUGGGGAAGCAGAGAGGCAUUUCUCUGGUGCCAUUUCCCAAUUCCUGCAGCUUACUCCUGAGUUUCUGAAAUGAAGGAGCAGCAGGGCAGUGUUCUCCUGGCUUAUCUUUCACUGGCUGCUCCUGCACUCUGACAUCCAGGGCAUGUCACAGGGAGUUUACUGAUGAUGUGAAAAUACAAUGUAUGAAACUUCAGAGGAUAAGGCACUACCAGGCUACAGGGAUGCGGAUCGCCAAUCUAAUGAUGGUUUCAGAUCAGCAAGUGGGAAAGCUUCAUUGUGAGGAUCAAUUACUGCCUUGUUUUGUGUCUGUACUCUAGGUCAUGUUUCCCUGCUAUCCCUCACUGAAAGAUUUCUUCCCCUCCCUGUUUGUUGGCGACCAAAUCAAGAUCCUAUGACACAGCUUCAGCUGUGCUUGGCCACCCUUCACCUCCCCUGGAGAUGCUCUGUAUCAAGGGUGGCCAGCCUGCUGUGGUUUAGCCCCAUGUCCUGACUGCAGCACCUGACUGCCCACAGGGCUGGUGAGUGAGCUGGUGGCCCACAGCCCACUCAUGGACAGAAGCAGGACAGUCCCUGUGUGUGUGACCAGUAGCCAGCCUGUCACUUCCCUGCCACCAUGUCCUGAGUGGCUCCUGGCAGCUCCUGCCUGAGCAGCUCUCUGGAGUCUCCGCCUGUCCCACGUGGAAUGUUUUGGGAAGGAGAACUGCAUGGAGACAUCAUCUGGAGGCAACUUGUACGGCCAGGAAAGGCAGCUGCCACUUUGUUCCCUUUCUCUUAGUGUGUUUUAAAGCCAUUGCCAACCUGGCAUUGUGACUGGGGGGGGGGUCUUAAAAUGUCGUUGACUACCAAACUGUGCACAUUGCCUCUCCCUCCCUGUUAGAUGGUUCUUUAUUUGCUCAUGAUUGGUGGCAGGUUUUAUUCAGAUGGAAACUGGAAUUCAACUUGCAGAAAAGCAGCUCUGUAGAAGGCUUUUAAUUACUUGGCAAUAUCUUUAACAUGCUGGAGAAGUCAGUUGGCUAAAAUAUGUUCUGAUUAAACCUCUUAAUGAAACCAAGUAUUCCUGAUUAUUGCUGGUAGGGUUUAAUCCUCUAGGAUUUUAGCACCAGCAGGUCUUGCCACCUUAGGCUGGUUUUUCCACAUCAAGUA